Messenger RNA from Pocillopora verrucosa, 1418 nucleotides. The record is from RefSeq and is a predicted model, not a curated record. NCBI's taxonomy places the organism in Eukaryota, Metazoa, Cnidaria, Anthozoa, Scleractinia, Pocilloporidae.
AUCCUUAUUUUGAUCCGCUACAAUGCUUUAUGUUAUUUAUUUAGCUCCAAAGUAUAUAGAAGAACGAUUAAGGAGCUGCUUUAUUCCGUUUUUAAUCAAUGAUUUACCCGAAAGAAAUGAGUUUAUAUUUGAUACUAACCCUACCCUGUAGCUCAAAUAGAUUGGUCAAAAUUGUCUCACAAAUGUGCUUGUUUUCAUAGUAUACUGAACGUUCAGCGCCAUGAAUCCUAUAGCGGUGGAUCCGAACAAUCCCGGGAGAAUUUCUCUGGCUUAUCGAGACCUCACUGAACUGCCUAUAGAUUGGGAUGGAAAAUUUGACGACAUAACUGUUCUGGAUUUAAGCCAUAAUAAUUUGACCGACUUUCAAUUUUUACAGGAUUUCCCGUAUCUCAACACAUUAAUUCUGGACAAUAAUAACCUAACAAAUCAUGUGAAAUUUCCACGCAUGAAGUCACUUCACACACUGUGGGUAAACCAGAAUAGAAUUACAAAUCUGAGUUCUUUUAUUGAGACUGUAGCAAAAUGCUUCCCGAAUUUGAAGUACUUUAGCAUGAUGAACAAUGAGGCUGCCCCAAGUUAUUUUAAUGGAGGAACCUACCAGCAGUACAAGGAUUACAGAUGUUAUGUUAUAAGUCAUCUUCCAAGUUUACUGGUUCUUGAUGACCAUGCCAUUGAUGCGGAUGAGAGAGAAGAGGCUCGUAAAGUAUAUGGCAAUAGAAGAGUUUCUGUAAGCUCAAAGAAAGUUAGUAAAAAACACAAAGAAAAGGUAAGUAAUUUAGCAAUAUCUCCUUGCUUACAAAUGACUGUAUUUCCCCUGUUUACAAGGAAGUAGGGGUUUUCUUCAAGUUUUUACCCUUUCAGUGGCAGGAACAAAAUCUCAGUUCUCUGCCCUGUCAGCCACACAUUUAAAAUGAUCUUUGCCUUGUGAAUUUGUAGUCAAAUCAAACAAUAUCCCUUCAGUGGUAUUUUAUCUUACUUCUUGUCUGUUCUGCUCAAAAAUGCAUUGAGAUAGUUUAAAGAUAAUCAUGUUUGGUUACUCUUGAGAAUGAAAGGGUCGAAGCAGGUGGAUAAAGUAAGGAGAUGGUGCUGUUCAGUUCGAAAGUUAAUGUGUACAUAGAAUUUACAACAAAAUUCAAAAGCAACUGAGCAAUUAUGCUAAAACCAUUAUUCACUUCAGCCUCAGUGAAUAUUGUUGACUAGUCCCCUUGACUUUUUCUCUGGGAUUUAAUUUAACAAUAUUCACAUUGUCUAUGGUGAGUAAUUAAUAGAUAACACCAAAUUCCCUUGUCUUAUUUACAAAGAACUGUAUGGCCAGCAGUAGGGAGAAACACUAAUUGGAUCUUGGGAUUUAAAGGGUUAAGGAAUCAUGAAACAAUAAUUUAUAGAAUGCUAAUGUGUACUUAUGAUUUUGUCUUCUC